Gloeophyllum trabeum ATCC 11539 is the source of this 336-nucleotide messenger RNA. RefSeq lists its product as uncharacterized. Lineage: Eukaryota; Fungi; Basidiomycota; Agaricomycetes; Gloeophyllales; Gloeophyllaceae. The transcript has a single exon. The annotation marks the transcript as partial. The record is from RefSeq and is a predicted model, not a curated record.
AUGCCGAUUUUAUCCCCAAUUCCCCCUUCCUUCCAGCCAACCGGACGAUAUUCACAAGAGCGUAGGGAUGCGCUACACAAGGCCCAUCCUAGCGGAUUCCUUACGGAAGCGGAGCUAAAUCUAAUGGACGAGUUUAUGUGCAAGCACGACCAAGCAUUUGCCUGGAACGACUCGGAGCGUGGCCGAUUUCGCAAGGAUUUCUUUCCUCCCAUCGAAUUCCCAGUACUCCCUCAUACGCCGUGGAUCCAGAAGAAUAUUCCCAUUCCGCCUGGUAUCUACAACGAAGUCUGCGCAGUAAUUAAAAAGAAGAUUGCGGCAGGUGUCUAUGAGCCGUCU